Molecule: messenger RNA, 1260 nt
Organism: Tupaia belangeri chinensis (Chinese tree shrew)
Lineage: Eukaryota; Metazoa; Chordata; Mammalia; Scandentia; Tupaiidae
Gene: GNGT2
Product: G protein subunit gamma transducin 2
Exons: 5
Coding region: 550-759 (69 amino acids)
Biological process (GO): G protein-coupled receptor signaling pathway
Cellular component (GO): heterotrimeric G-protein complex
Molecular function (GO): G-protein beta-subunit binding
Source: RefSeq, a predicted model, not a curated record
GCCUGCGCCUCUGUCCCCAGCCCAGAGGAAGGGGGAAGCCAGGGGCCUGUUUGGGGGCCCAGUCCCCGAUCCCACCCAGCAGAGGAAGCCAAGGUCGGGUGACUGCAAUUGCUCCUGGUCCCGGAGAGGAAACUGAUUUUCAGCUGAUGAAGUAGCUCGGAGGCUCAAACCCCAUCUUGUCUGGGUCCAGGACAAGUGACUUGGAGUGCGUCUCUUCCCUGGCAGGGUAUACUCUGCCUUGCCAGGAUCUGGAGACCAAUAAGAAAACUUCUACCUGAGUCAUGAAGUGAAACAACAGGUCCUGUCUAAGGGCGAAGGUUGUGCCUGCUCCAUGGACGGGGAGCUUCCUCUCCUGCUGACCCGACUCCUGUUAGACUGAUGGCAGGCAGGCCAGACGGGUGGCAUGAACACGUGUGGAACGACGAGGUUCCUGCACUGAAGGAUGUGGCAGGAAUGUAGAAGCUGAGGUGUGGAGGGAGCUGGAAAUGCCGAUGGUGUUUACAGUCCCGGUUACUGACUCCUUCCCAGCACCAGGUCUGACCAGGCAGGAUGGCGCAGGAUCUCAGUGAGAAGGACAUACUGAAAAUGGAGGUGGAGCAGCUGAAGAAGGAAGUGAAGAACACGAGGGAGCCGAUUUCGAAGACAGGAAAAAACAUCAAGGAUUUUGUGGAGACCCAAGCAGCAAAUGACCCUCUUCUCAAAGGCGUCCCUGAGGACAAGAAUCCCUUCAAGGAGAAAGGUGGCUGUAUGAUUAGCUGACGGCCCCAGAGCCCCAAGUAUCUGCCCCUCCUUACCCAGGACCACGUGCCCUAGGGCAUCUAGAGAACCAGUGGGUACCCCCUGUCUUAGAGAAUAAGUGAGGAGACCUGGAUAAGCACAUUGUGAACCUACUCCCCAAUCCCACCUUUCUCCCAUCAUCUCCACCUGCCGGGUCACGAGGACCCCCAGGAGAGCUCUGCUGGCUGAACAGCUGUCUCUGUGGGUGUGUGGGGGGCUGUGUGUGUGAAGAGCCUACAGUAACCGCCAACCAGAGGACAGACCUUAGGAAGCAUCUGCUUCUCCCUCGGAAGCAUCUUGCCCCUCCCCUCCCUUUCCCCCCAACACUCUCAUCUAGAAGAACAGCACAUCUCCCUCAGAGUAGUUUGAGUAGGGGGCUGGGCUGGGGGGGGUCCUUUUCCCCAUCUCACGGUCUAUCUUGUAGUCCUCUUCCCAGUCAUGUAGCUCACCCCAGGUGGGUUGAUGAUAAAAAGCGUUUGUGAA